AUGUGGUUCUAUCCAUAUUUGGCAUUUAUAAUUGCAGAUUGGCCUGAAGCGUGCAUGAUGUGUGGCGUUUAUGGUUCACCAAAUUUUUUACAUCCAUAUCAUUUCUGUUUGGUGGAACGUAAUAUGAUGAAUGAUGUUCAUAUUGCAAAAGAAGAUAUUCAUAUUCGUAAUGAAAAUGAUACUAAGAAUGCUUUACGUUGUGAUAUUGACAACGAAACAGUUCAAAUUGAAGUAUUUGAGUUUGCAUACUUAGAUAAUGAUAAUAGAAUGGUUGUUCAUGCAUCUUCUAAUUAUUAUAGACAAGCAGCCUUCUCUGAUAUUUGUGUUAAAAUAGAUAAAGCAGAACAAGACGAUUAUUUAACAAAUAAUGGCUUAUGUUAUGCAAAGGUUCUUCUUAUUCUUCGAGUUACUUCAACAAAAUUGGAGCAGAAUCUUGAACUGCACUUGUUUACUGGUAUGAUUUUGCAUAUCCAACUAAUGAACAAUAACAUUAUUUUUACAAGUGCGUAA
Molecule: messenger RNA, 510 nt
Organism: Funneliformis caledonium
Lineage: Eukaryota; Fungi; Glomeromycota; Glomeromycetes; Glomerales; Glomeraceae
Source: the annotation of a GenBank genome assembly